GCAUGCUUGCUGGCCAAGUGGAUGCUGACGCAGACACUGCCGGCAACGCCGUCAAACGCCGCCUGGUGUUCGGAGAUUUUAACAGGAAGAUCGUGGAUCCGUCGGCAAGGAUCCACGUCGGCGGACCAGACGCCACGGCCGCAGCAGCGGUGCUCGUACGGGAUCUUGAGCUGUCAGAUGCAGGUCCUGCUCCGAAGAAAUUGGGCACCUCAGACAGCGAACUACGCGCAGUGGAGGGCGCCAAAUCGUGGUGGGACGUCGAUCUCGGGGACGGUGGAGGUGAUAGCACAAAGAAAGGGGCGAGAGGAGGCAACCUCUCGCCCCUCACGGUGACACCACCACAACCACCACCUCCUCCUCCUCCUCCCCCUCUUUCUCUUCCCCCUUCUCUUUCUCCUGUUCGACGAAUGUCCGACGCCGGCGUCGUGCGCGUCGCCAGCACCACGCUGAUGGGGGACCUGAAAUUGUCGCCGCUCACGGUCCAGGCGCCGCCAAACAACCGGCAUCGUCAACGAUGUGAACUGUACGCCGCUAAACGGCCGGUCGUCGAGGUACACGACAGCUCAAUCGUUUCUCCAGCCGGUAGCAGCAGCAGUAGCAAUAAAAUCGGCGGCGAGGAUCCGAACGUUAUGAGACAGCCUCCUUGGAGGGAAGACGACUGGUUGGCAGGGGACUUGUUGGGUGGUGUCAGAGGUGGAGGGGUAAAAGUCCCGGCGCCACUGUGCGGACCAGGUCUCGGCGCAAGUGAGACAGCACCCGCGGCAGCAUCGGCGAGUGGCGUAAGCAAGAAGGAACAACGGGAGAAGGAGUCGUCACGAAGAGCAUCGAAACCAACUGUUGACAAUGUUUUCAUCGAGUCGUUGCGCGAGGAUUUCGACUUCGAGGGCCGCACGAUUGAGCCGAACAAGCCGUCGGGCUCGCCGUUCGCCGCGGCCCUAUCUGUGCCUCGUAGCGACGACGAGCAAUACCUCGUGUUCAUCGGGCUGGGAGAGACGGGACGGCCGUUGCCAGCGCUGGCAGCGAGGGCUCAGUUCUCGGCCAACCCCGGACGCCAAGCGGAGAGAAUGGUCGGUCCGUUGCAGGCAAGAGCCGGCAGCAAUGGGCGCGUUUACGGGGCAGUGCAGUAUCCGAGCAUGGCAGAACUAUGGCCGGAGGUGUACAACUCGAAAGCUAUUCGGGUUGUGAAGGUGGACAUGCUCGUGGAGGUCCGAUCGCGCUCCGGCGACUCGCUGUACCUUGCGACCGAGCUAAUGGCGAUGUACCGACGACCGUCAGGGGGCAGUAGGAACCAAGGCGCGUUAUGGAGGCCGUAGAUACGCUUAUGGCGACGAAGGACGCACUGAACGCCGUAAAGUAGCGCGGGGUAUUACAAAGCUACAUUUAUUUGCUGUUUCAACGGGCAUGUAGGCAAGCGCGACGUGAAAGCGUCAGAUACCUUUGGUUUUGCGGGCGGUGUCGGGCAAAUCUUCCCUUCUUAAAGGAGUGUGGGCAGGAAACUUCCACUGCGGGCUUCAUGGAGGUCACGAUAAGUGGCGUAAAUGUAUGUAUCCCAGCCUCAUGGCGUCGACCGGCGAAUGUAGGGUCUUUGUUGGUGCGGUAUCGGUUGGCCAUCCUGCUAAAGCUUUAAUUUUCUGUUCGGACAAGUCCCUCUUCCGAUCAGUUUAGAUCAAGUAGAGGAAUUGUGGUGGUGAUAGGUGGGGGGAAAUACCGAAAGGUAAGUCGUUGCGAGAAUGCACGAUCGAGUUCUAUCGGCGAUGUGUGCCGAUGCGAAGACUGUAGCAAGGCGUUGUGCGUAAGAAGAAACGGUGCUUCAGGUCUCCCUUGAAUGUCGUGGCGGAUGGUGGGGUAUGGUGUCUCAACAACGAAAACCCGCGACGAAACCAAAUAGAAUAAUAAUUCCGUGGUCGGGCUAGAUAUUGUUUAAAUCGCUGUCGUUUCCUCUUGUGAUGUAGGAUACCGCGAGUUGGCAGCAUAUGGUGCAGCGCGCACAAACACAGCUAGUGCCCGGAGUGGAGAACAAUUAAUCAACUUUUUCGUCGAGACUCAAUUUCGUGUUUCGCCAACACGGUGGAGUAAUAUCUUGAUGCUAGUAUUAAAUCCUCGGCAGUGCUAUGCUUCACAUAGCACCAGUUGCACGAAAUUCGCAAACGCUGGAAUUAUUAAUAUUUAUCCUAGAAGUAUGUGACUAGCCACGUCUGACUAUUGAUUGUCUAGGGUAGUUUAGUUCCUUUCGGCUUGUUGGUUUUGCUCUGCUUUCGCAUCUCUGUGGUGAUUCUUCUGGGCGCUUUUUCUUGUACCUUUGGUUUCCUACAAAAAUGCCAUGUUCGGCAGAUGGUCGUGGACCCCAGAAGGGGGGUGCCUCCGUUGGACCGGUACCGAUGGUAAAAGGUGAUGAGCAGAGACCGGAGAGGUUCUUUAUGUGAAUGCAUCACAGCUCCUAUUCUAGGCGACAUUAUUCUUGACUGCGGGCCCCUCUAGAGAAUACGCCGGAGGGACAACGUACACAAUAUUCGGCCGCCUGAUGUGAUGCGACAUGCAAGGGUGGUGACGCAAUUUUGACGUCGACCUACGUCCUCGCAAUGCAGGAAAUGCUGGCCGAGAGGGAGGGAGUGCAUGGUAAUUUUAGAGGGGACUAGGCAUUAAAAUGAACGGCGUGUGUGUAGAUAAUGUAUGUGCAAAGUACGAGAGCGAGGUAGGGGGGGGACAGUUCGGUAAACCUUGUAUUGUCGUGGACCUAGCUUAAGGGACGGGGUGCGAACUAAUAUUAUCCGUGUGGCUGUAAUAUAGUAUUGAUAGCACGUCGUGGGUAUUUCAUGUUUCCCUUUGGGUAUCGACCACACGGCGGACCAAGCGUUGACUUCAUUCCAGAGUUCACGCAUGAUUCGAGAUGCCAUCGUAGAAAUCCAUUGGAGUCCAGGAGUCGGCCAUUGUUUGUGGCACGAGUACUGGAAAUUUAUUUCUGUGAGGGAUCUAUAUGCGGUUGGGUGUCCAAGUGCCCCCCUCCCCCCCCAGGGGUGCACGCUUGAGGUUAUUGUACGUGCGUGUAUGGUUGGUUGGUGUGUGUACUCACACACACGCUGUGCAUGCGUGUUCUCAGACGACAUUGUCCCCAUACUCAUCACCAACCACUGAGGGUGUUGGUGCCUCGAACACGAUAUAUCUCUAGUUGGGGCGGUUGUGCUUUCCGAAUGCUCGUUUCUGUUGGAUAAGAAGUUGAAACGUUGUCUUGUUUGAGUUAUGUGUCUAUUCUUUGAAGCUGCUUCUUUCAACACUGUCCGUCACCGUUCCGGCGCUUUCAUGAUGUAGCGCUGACUCUUGUUUGGUACUUUUUCUGAGAAUGGUUUCUUUGUGUCCACGGUUGGAGCUCAAAGUUUCCAGGGACGAAAGCGUUUGGUAAACUGAUGGAGACGCGUUGUGUUGAAUGCGUAGUAGCCAGUUUUAUUGGAGAGGUUUCGUCACGUAGCGUUAUUCUGUGUUGGUCAGCUAAUACUCUUGGAAGCAUGUCCAGGUUGUCUCCGACCAUAUCAAGAAGGAGGGCUGUUUGAAGCACUUGGGUGCGAUAUCCGAUCUGGGUUAACGGUGUUUGUGUGAGGGGCAUGUAUGCGGUUGGGGUUCCGAGUGGGACCCUCCCUGAGAAAGCGCACGCAGGUGUGCUCCCUGGCCGGUCUCGGUGUCGGUAGUGUGUGGUUUGUGUGUUUGUGCGUCCCUUCAAAUAUGACACUACUUUGUUCACGAAUGAUAUGUGUUUUGUUUUCUUCAUCGGCCGUUCCUGGGAUAACUUACUACCCACAAUCAACACCAAUCGCUGAGGGCGGUGACGACUCGACCAGCCAU
Molecule: messenger RNA, 3834 nt
Organism: Ectocarpus sp. CCAP 1310/34
Lineage: Eukaryota; Phaeophyceae; Ectocarpales; Ectocarpaceae
Source: the annotation of a GenBank genome assembly